CAUUAGGAUUCGCUUAAUGCGGUAGGCGGUGAGCUUUCUUUUGCAGAAAAAGAUACCAGGUACCUCUUGUAACUUAUCAGCCGCCGAGGACGUCGCAGCAGCCCUCAAAAAGAAGUAAGUACUGUUUCGUUACCCAAUCUCCUAACCAAUUUUUUCCUCAUCAAACGUUUAUUCGCGUCGCCGCAUCGACCAACGGAACGGACCCUACCAAAGUGGAUUACAUUGACAGUCGAUAAUAAUACAACUAUUCCUCCCAACAAGGUUUCUAAUAGCUUACGACAUACAACGCCGACCGCGACCCCGUCACGAGAUUUGGACGUAGACUUCAGCGCACGUCGAGCCUUCCUCAUGAGUCGGCUCGACUCGACAAGGUGCGACUGCCUCACGAGACGAUAGCAACCAUGACUACCAGUAACCCCGAUAUUCGAGCGCUGGAGCGAAUCAUAUCGAAUAUGCUUAAUAAAAAUUUACAACAGAUUUGUUCAUCUCAUGGGCUAAAAACAAGUGGGGUCAAGGCCAACCUGCAGAAUCGCAUCAAGGACGCGCUCCACGAAAAUUACACCUCCGAUCCCACCAACUUUGGCAAAAUCCGGGACACGAUAUUAUCUAUUCAGAACGGCUCUGGCCGAUCGAGUAUGGCGCCUCCGUCGGCUUCGGGCUCGGGCAGCCAGCCUCCUGCCCCGGGGAGCCACAACUAUCCUUCUUAUUACAAUCCGUACCCUCAACCCGGCGCCGGUGUGUCUCAGCAGGGCAAUCUCUACAAUAAUCGCACAGGCCUUAAUGCCUACAACCGAGCACCUCAGUCGGACAACUUAUUCAAGAAUACUCCUUUUUACACUAUCGAGACAAGAGUUAGCGCUCUGCACAUGUGCGCAGUAAUGAGUAGUCAUCGCAACUCACUCAACAUCACCUUGAAGGCUAGCGACUAUCCAGACCUGGCUCGUUGCGCCCCUUAUCCGUCGCCCAUGAGAGUUAUGGUCUUUUGUGGGACCGAGAAUACGGGCCCUCAAGAGAUCCAAUUCCCACACCAAUCCGAGCUCAAGGUGAAUGGCGAAGAUAUCAAGCAUAACCUGCGAGGUCUUAAGAACAAGCCGGGCUCGACUCACCCAGUCGACAUUACGCAACACCUGCGAUUGAAACCAAGCACUUAUACGAACAACAUCGAGUUCACCUACGCAUUGACCACGAAGAAGUUCUAUCUAGCGCUGUACUUAUGUAAAACGCAUUCGAUCGACGAGCUCGUUGCGAAGGUUAAGACGAAGAAGAUUUCCAAGGCUUCCGUCAUCAGAGAGAUUUCCAAGAAGGCUAACGACCCGGAUGUCGUAGCGACAUCCCAGGUUUUAUCUCUGCUAUGCCCGUUAACCUACAUGAGACUGAAGAUUCCCUGCCGAGGAAUGUCCUGCAACCACAUCCAAUGCUUUGAUGCGAAUUCAUUCAUGCAGCUUCAAGAGCAGGGACCGACGUGGAGCUGUCCGAUAUGUUACAAGGCAGUGCCGUUCGAGACAUUGGCGAUCGACGACUACGUAGAUGAGGUCUUGGUAACCACGCCCGAUUCGCUGCAACAGGUCACCAUCGAACCAGAUGGUCAGUGGAGAACCAAGACGGAAGAGCCAGAACCCAGACGUUCUCGACCUUCUGUUAGCGCUAAGAUCGAGGACGACGAUGAUCUUUCGAUCCUCUCUGACUCUCACAGUUUCCAUAACGGUGCUUCUACUAGCUCGAUGAACGGAAGACAUACGUUUAGCACACCGAUUCGAUCUUUUCCUCAUGGUGGAAACGGUGGAACGCCCAACGGCGGUUCUCGAGACACGCCUGCUGCGCCAAGAUCAAGCAAUAAGCGACCGGCAGAGGUUAUCGAUCUCACCCUCAGUAGUGAUGAGGAUGACGAACCCGUCGCCCGGGCACCGAAACGCCAGAAUCAGGGGACGACGCUCAACGGCCUCAGCUACACCUCUGCCUACACCCCUUAUUAGGAAAAUGGGUCUCGCUCACCGCGACUCAGCGACGCAGGAGAAUCUUCGCAACACUCAACGAAGGAGCGUUUCCAGAAGUUGAUCGCAGACCUUCUGCGAGGCAGUAAGUAUGAUCGUGAUCUACAGUGAGGGUUAGGUCACUUCGAAGUGAAGCGCGCCUCUCACAGUCCUAAUGUACACACAAGACACGAUAAUUCUGCAGAGAUCAAACCAGACUCCACCAAAUCCGAUAAUAUCGGAAGUUCUAUCUGGUGAUUCUCUAUCCUUUCCGUCGAUCAUUUUCUUGUGUACAUAGAACCCGGCCAGUUCCUCGCGCAAGAAGAGUCUAAGUGCGUGUGUUUGUGUAAGGUUACGAGGAAUGAUAGGGGAGGAAUGAUCACAUCGGCGUUUGGCGGGACGGGAAAUACCUCUUGCAUUUUGAGGCAUAAAACGGCUGGACUGCGAAACAAAGGGACCAAGUCACUACGCGAUGAAUUUCCAUGGACUCGGGGAGGCUUUUAUUGGUCUCUUUGCAUUUUAGUCUUAACUUAAGACUGAAAAAUGAUGGCAAAAACAGGUAUUGACUUACGUAAGCAUAAUAUUGACUGAGGUGUGCUUAUAUGCAUACCUAGUAGUUGAAACGAAAUGCAUGUAAGCGUGUGUUUAAUUGAUUAGCGCCUUACCCACUACGCAGCCGCUAAAGCUACCUAAACGUUAGAAACCUAGCUUCAGCCCUGUCUGUCCC
Messenger RNA from Annulohypoxylon truncatum, 2697 nucleotides. Its product is annotated as PINIT domain-containing protein. The coding region runs from base 402 to 1973 and encodes 523 amino acids. NCBI's taxonomy places the organism in Eukaryota, Fungi, Ascomycota, Sordariomycetes, Xylariales, Hypoxylaceae. Gene Ontology annotation, molecular function: zinc ion binding; SUMO ligase activity. The record is from RefSeq and is a predicted model, not a curated record. The transcript is spliced from 6 exons. Gene Ontology annotation, biological process: protein sumoylation.